CUGUAACCUCUCGUCCGCCAUCCGCCACGACCCGCCUCAAGGCUCGAAGCACGGCACCAAUGGCCUCCCCCAACGCCGACCCGGCUCAGCAGCACCACGCCUCGACGCCGCCACUCCUCCUCGCCGUACGCCACCUGCCGUCCCCCGGCGUCCACCGGACACGCACGCUCCCCGGCCCCGACGUCCUCACCCCUCUCGCCCGCCGCCUCGAGGAGCUCGCGUCCGCGGCGGCCGCCCACCCGCUCCUGAAGCCGCUCUUCGCCGCCCACUCCCACCUCUCUUCCUUCUCCCAGGGCAGGAGGCGGCUGGUGGCGGCGCGGCGUGCGACGAUGCUGCUGUCCGGGGAGCACUGCUUCGCGGCGGUGCUCGGGGACUCGGUGGCCGGGAUGGUGGUGUCCAACGGCAUCAACAACUUCCUCAACCUUUACAACACGGUGCUCGUCGUCAGGCUCGUGCUCACCUGGUUCCCAAACACGCCGCCCGCCAUCGUCGCGCCUCUCAGCACGAUAUGUGACCCGUACCUGAACAUCUUCCGGGGCAUCAUCCCGCCGCUCGGGGGAACGCUGGACCUGUCGCCUAUCCUGGCUUUCCUCGUCCUCAACGCCUUCACCAGCACGGCCGCCGCGCUUCCGGCAGAGCUCCCCAGCUCGGCAGCUGCACAGCAUCACCAGAGGACCGCUGCUCUGUCCAGCUCGGCGCCGCUCGAGGCGACGUCCAACCAGAGGAAAUGGAUGCGGAGAAUGCGGUCACAGAAGUCACAGGGAGAAGGUGGUGAUCACUAGGCUUGUGAGCUUGUGGCUGUGUUCGUCGAAUCGUCAGUGCCUUGUUCUUACCAGCUGGGGAUUAUGCUUCGCAUCAGACGCUCGAGAUCUGCACAACACUGUGUUGGACAUGGAUGCUCUUUGCUCUCUAGCUAUCGAACGAAAAUUCAUCACGUUGCUUCAAAUGGUCUUUUUGCAGAGUAAUGCGGAACUUUCUUCCUUUUGAGGGCUGUGCUUUCUGCAUGUAUGUAGAGGAACCUGCUUGACUGUAAUAGCACUUUCGGUCUUUCAGACGCCCAGUUUUCUUGAAUUGCGAUGGUGUGAUCGGGAUGCGUAGAUAAAUUCAGUCUUGGGACACUUUCAUAACUUA
Sorghum bicolor (sorghum) is the source of this 1131-nucleotide messenger RNA. Its product is annotated as ylmG homolog protein 2, chloroplastic. Gene Ontology annotation, biological process: chloroplast fission. The transcript has 3 exons. Gene Ontology annotation, cellular component: membrane. The coding region runs from base 60 to 782 and encodes 240 amino acids. NCBI's taxonomy places the organism in Eukaryota, Viridiplantae, Streptophyta, Magnoliopsida, Poales, Poaceae. The record is from RefSeq and is a predicted model, not a curated record.